GUGGAGGUGCAGCAGGUGGAGCGCCAGGCUGAGCGGCCGCAAGUCCAGAUAACGGAGCGUUUCGAGGAUGUCCCCCAUAUCGAGGUGCAAGAGAACAUCAUCGAGGUUCCCAAAGUGCAGCUGCGCGAAGUUGUGCGCCAGGUCCCAAAGGUGGAGGUGCAGUACGUGGAAAAGAAAGUUGCCAAGCCUGUCUUCGAAUACCGAGAACGGGUUGUCGAAGUUCCUCAGGUGAUUUAUCAGGAGAGGAUUGUAGAGGUGCCAGAGGUGGAAAUCCGAGAGGUUGUGCGCAAGGUACCCAAGACAAUCGUCCAGUACGUGGAUAAGCGUAUCCCGAAGAAGGACCUUCGGUACUAUGAGCGGGUGGAGGAGGUACCAGUUCACCUCCAGCACGAGCAACCGGUGGAGGUGAUGCAGGUCAUGGCAGUUGAGCAGAUCCGCCAGGUUGCAAAGGUGCAGUGGCAAGACGCCCCGAGAGAGUUCCCCAAGGUGCAGCUGCAAUCGGAGACCAAACAUGUGGAGGUGCCCAUUCAUUUGGUUCACGAAAAGCCGGUCGAGGUGGAGGAGGUGGCAGCGGUGGAAAUCGUGACCCAAAAGCUACGACCAAAGUUUGAGCCACGGGAUCGUGUCGUGCCAAAGCUCACGACAGAAGUGCAGGAGCGUGUCGUGCACGUGCCACAAGUCCUCGUCGAGGAGCAGGCAGUCGAACUUCCGCAGGCCAAUCUCGUCGAAGUUGUCCGUGAGGAGCUGGCACCCAUGUACCAGGAAGUCAUAAAGGAAGUUCCAAAGAUAGCAAUGAACUAUAUCGAGCGUGUGGUCGAGGUAGAAACCUCCGCCGUGAAUGAGAAACAGGGCUCCGUGCCAGCAGGCGUGACAGGUUAUGUUUCUCAGCCUGGCUCCAUGACCUUUUCUGGACCUACCCUCGGAAGCGCACAGGUGUGGCCACAAAGCUGCACAGUGCCCUCCACCAUUCGUGGCCCCGCUUCCAUUGCGAGCUCGCGGACGCCAUCCCCCAUCCGAGUGCAGUCAUCAGGUGUUGCCAUGAUGGAGCCUGUGGCAGGGCUUCCGAUGAGCCGCGGCAGUGGGAACAUUCCGUUCAGGUGA
This is a messenger RNA of Symbiodinium necroappetens, 1101 nucleotides long. The record is from the annotation of a GenBank genome assembly. Lineage: Eukaryota; Dinophyceae; Suessiales; Symbiodiniaceae.